GCUCGACCAACCAAGCAAAAGGAGGAAGGAAGGAGCUUUGCAAACCAUUCCCAUAGCUGAAAAUUCGAGCUCAACCUAAGGGAGUCCAAAGAGGAAGAUAAAAGAAGGAAAAAGUUGGGGAAAGUGUGAUUUAUUAAGGCACUUGUAAAGGGUAUUUCAAGUGAUUUCACAAAGUUGGAAAAAGUCGCCGGAGUUGUCGCCGGAGUUGACCAAGUCGCCGGAGUUUCACCGGAGCUCAACCAAGAAGGGUAGAACUUCUUAACGCUAGUUCAAGGUUGAAGCUAGGGCUUGCUACUUGCACCUUCUCACGGGUGAUAUCAUAUCGGGAAGACGUGGUUCGUGCUUCCUUAUUUUCUUUCAAACUACCAAACACUUGCUCAUGGAUAUUUGUUUUACUACAAACUAUUUUUGGGGCUUGCAUGCCCAUGUUGUUGGCCGGUUGUGGCUCAUGACUUACCGUUGAAUAUUUCCGCUAUUCAUUGGUUUAAAUGUGAUGUUGUUAUGUAUGUUUACUACUGAGUAUGGAUGGAUUGUUUUCUCGAACGCCUUGUGUAACUAAGUGAGGUUGACUCGUGGGUGACAUCACUUAGUUAUACGGCGGUUGUACACGCGCUUGGAUUGCGGUCUGGGGCGUGACAGUUAAGUGGUAUCAGAGCCAUCUCAGUUCUAAACUAUAUAAUCAACCUCUCACAAAAGAUUUUACAGAAGAGUUUUUACCGAAAACCAUGAGCAUUGUAUUUUGACGUUUAUGGGACUAUUGGUGCUUAAGUUGCAGGGCCUCUGAUUGUUAAGACGGUACCCUUAACAAUUGGUAUGGUGGUGACUUGGGUCAAUACGUGUCUAUAACGUUUUUCCGUCAAUUGACAUUCAUAGGAGUCUAAAGACUCGCCCAAAUUCCGUUUCAGAAAUGGAGGGUAAGCGAAUGGAGACAAGGAAUGACCCUAAGGGACAAGCGUCGGUAGCUUACCUUGAGGCUAGCCGGGCUGUGUCACGAGCCUUUACGGGGAGAGGAAUAGGUCAUGGGGGCCGCGAGGGCCGCCAAGCGGCAAGCGCUAGUCGCGUGGGCUCGAUUUGUAACAUGAGCACCAGGAGGAACGAACGUAGGCGUCAGACUAGGCGAGAUCGGGCCACCUCCCAACGUGAUAUGACUGCCAGUCAAACCCAUCCUUGGGCAAACAACCGAGGAGGAGAAAGCACUUUUACGGCACCAUCAUCACCGGUGAAAAAGAAAAGGAACUCAAAGUGGCAUGUGUCCUUUGCCUACUCUUUAAGGUCAUCUAAAUGUUCGAAUUGCUCUAAGAAACAUUUCGGAAAAUGCAACGAGCCCCCGAUGUGCCACGAAUGUGGGAGCACAACCCAUAUGAAAUUAAGCUGCCCAUGGAGGAGACAACGAGAAACAUCGCAAGCCGAUGAAGGGCUCACCGUGGAAGGAAACCAUACGGGACCAACGACGAGCAACGCUACGUCCGUCAAUCAAGGCGGGGCCCAAGCAAGGGUCUACGCAAUGGCCGAGGCGGAUGCGUGAGCAAACCCGGACUCCGUUGCAGGUA
Molecule: messenger RNA, 1550 nt
Organism: Cuscuta epithymum
Lineage: Eukaryota; Viridiplantae; Streptophyta; Magnoliopsida; Solanales; Convolvulaceae
Source: the annotation of a GenBank genome assembly